AUGGUCGCCUUCCCGUCUCGCCGCCUCCCCGUCUCGCCGCCUCCCCGUCUCGCCGCCUCCCCGUCUCGCCGCCUCCCCGUCUCGCCGCCCCCACGUAUCGUCGCCAACCACGUAUCGUCGCCACCACGUAUCGUCGCCUCCACGUAUCGCCGCCUCCACGUCUCGCCGCCCCCACGUAUCGUCGCCAACCACGUAUCGUCGCCACCACGUAUCGUCGCCUCCACGUAUCGCCGCCUCCACGUCUCGCCGCCUCCACGUCUCGCCGUCUCCACGUCUCGCCGUCUCCAUGUCUCGCCGUCUCCACGUAUCGCCGCCUCCCCGUCUCGCCGCCUCCUCGUAUCGCCGCCUCCCCGUCUCGCCGCCUCCACGUAUCGCCGCCCCCACGUAUCGCCGCCCCCACGUAUCGCCGCCCCCACGUAUCGCCGCCCCCACAUAUCGUCGCCUCCACAUAUCGCCGCCUGCCCGUCUCGCCGCCCCCACGUAUCGUCGCCCCCACGUAUAGCCGCCCCCACGUAUCGCCGCCCCCACGUAUCGUCGCCUCCACGUAUCGCCGCCUGCCCGUCUCGCCGCCUCCACGUAUCGCCGCCUAAACGUAUCGCCGCCCCCACGUAUCGUCGCCAACCACGUAUCGUCGCCAACCACGUAUCGUCGCCUCCACGUAUCGUCGCCUCCACAUAUCGCCGCCUCCACGUAUCGCCGCCUCCACGUCUCGCCGCCUCCCCGUCUCGCCGCCCCCACGUAUUGUCGCCAACCACGUAUCUUCGCUCCCACGUAUCGUCGCCUCCACAUCUCGCCGCCUCCACGUCUCGCCGCCUCCACGUCUCGCCGUCUCCACGUAUCGCCGCCUCCCCGUCUCGCCGCCUCCCCGUCUCGCCGCCUCCACGUAUCGCCGCCUCCACGUAUCGCCGCCCCCACGGAUCGUCGCCAACCAUGUAUCGUCGCCUCCACGUAUCGCCGCCUCCACGUAUCGCCGCCUCCACGUAUCGCCGCCUCCACGUAUCGCCGCCUCCACGUCUCGCCGCCUCCACGUCUCGCCGUCUCCACGUCUCGCCGUCUCCACGUCUCGCCGUCUCCACGCAUCGCCGCCUCCCCGUCUCGCCGCCUCCCCGUCUCGCCGCCUCCACGUAUCGUCGCCAACCACGUAUCGUCGCCAACCACCUUUUCUUUACCUUUGUGAAGAUCACGAGAUAUAAUGAUGUACAGGAAGAUGUGAAGGAUGUUUAUUGA
Molecule: messenger RNA, 1227 nt
Organism: Schistocerca gregaria
Lineage: Eukaryota; Metazoa; Arthropoda; Insecta; Orthoptera; Acrididae
Exons: 2
Coding region: 1-1227 (408 amino acids)
Source: RefSeq, a predicted model, not a curated record